AUGCUGCCUGUGCAUCUAUUCCUGGUGGGAGGGGUGAUGCUGAGCUGCAGCCCAGCCAGCUCACUUGAUUCUGGUAAAUCUGGGAGCCUACACCUGGAGCAUAGCGAAACCCCGCGCUUCCUAGCAGAGCUCCGAAGCGUGCCGGGUCAUCAGUGCCUGCGGGACAGGACCGAUUUCCCAUGUCCCUGGAAGGAAGGAACUAACAUCACACAGAUGACUCUGGGAGAAACCACCAGUUGCUACUCCCAGACCCUCAGGCAUGUCCUCCACCUCUUUGACACAGAGGCCAGCAGAGCUGCCUGGCACGAGAGGGCGCUGGACCAGCUACUAUCUAGCCUGUGGCGUGAGCUGCAAGUGCUGAAGAGGCCAAGAGAGCAGGGCCAGUCCUGUCCACUGCCUUUUGCCCUGGCCAUCCGCACCUACUUCCGAGUGUUCUUCCGCUAUCUGAAGGCAAAGGCACACAGCGCUUGCUCCUGGGAGAUCGUCAGAGUCCAAUUGCAAGUGGACCUUCCAGCGUUCCCACUGUCUGCGAGAAGAGGCCCAAGAUGA
Messenger RNA from Mus musculus (house mouse), 549 nucleotides. RefSeq names its product predicted gene 13271. The record is from RefSeq and is marked validated. Gene Ontology annotation, cellular component: extracellular region. Lineage: Eukaryota; Metazoa; Chordata; Mammalia; Rodentia; Muridae. Bases 1 to 549 code for a protein of 182 amino acids. Gene Ontology annotation, biological process: defense response to virus; defense response. The transcript has a single exon. Gene Ontology annotation, molecular function: cytokine receptor binding; cytokine activity.